This is a messenger RNA of Budorcas taxicolor (takin), 6333 nucleotides long. RefSeq names its product phosphoinositide kinase, FYVE-type zinc finger containing (gene PIKFYVE). The record is from RefSeq and is a predicted model, not a curated record. Gene Ontology annotation, molecular function: ATP binding; metal ion binding; 1-phosphatidylinositol-3-phosphate 5-kinase activity. Gene Ontology annotation, biological process: phosphatidylinositol metabolic process; intracellular signal transduction. The transcript is spliced from 42 exons. Bases 1 to 6333 code for a protein of 2110 amino acids. Lineage: Eukaryota; Metazoa; Chordata; Mammalia; Artiodactyla; Bovidae.
AUGGCCACAGAUGAUAAGACUUCCCCAACAUUGGACUCCGCUAAUGACUUGCCUCGGUCUCCUACCAGUCCUUCUCAUCUCACACACUUUAAACCUCUGACUCCUGAUCAGGACGAGCCUCCUUUUAAAUCAGCGUAUAGUUCUUUUGUCAAUCUCUUUCGAUUUAACAAAGAGAGAGGAGAAGGGGGCCAGGGAGAGCAACAGUCUCUGAGUGGAAGUUGGACCAGCCCUCAGCUCCCUUCAAGGACACAAUCUGUGAGAUCGCCUACACCUUAUAAAAAGCGGCUUAAUGAGGAGUUCCAGCGUCGAUCUUCAGUGUUAGCAGAGGACAGUUUGCAACACCCCCAGGAGAACUCAGACACCAGAAGGAAGGCAGAACCUACUUUUGGAGGUCAUGACCCUCGCACAGCUGUUCAACUCCGAAGCCUCAGCACAGUAUUAAAACGCCUCAAGGAAAUCAUGGAGGGGAAGAGCCAGGAUAGUGACCUGAAGCAAUACUGGAUGCCAGAUAGCCAGUGUAAAGAGUGCUAUGACUGUAAUGAGAAAUUUACCACUUUUAGGCGUAGACACCACUGCCGACUGUGUGGGCAGAUUUUCUGCAGUCGUUGCUGCAAUCAAGAAAUCCCUGGAAAAUUUAUGGGUUAUACAGGGGACCUCCGAGCCUGUACAUACUGUAGAAAAAUAGCCUUAAGUUAUGCUCAUUCCACAGAUAGUAAUUCCAUUGGUGAAGACUUGAAUGCUCUUUCAGACUCUGCUUCCUCUGUGUCUGUACUUGAUCCGAGUGAACCCCGUACACCUGUGGGGAGUAGAAAAGCCAGCCGCAACAUAUUUUUAGAGGAUGAUUUUGCCUGGCAAAGUUUAAUUCAUCCAGACUCCUCAAACACUGCUCUUUCAACAAGACUUGUAUCUGUUCAAGAGGAUGCUGGGAAAUCUCCUGCUCGAAAUAGAUCAGCCAGCAUUACUAAUCUGUCACUGGAUCGAUCUGGGUCUCCAAUGGUACCAUCAUAUGAGACGUCUGUCAGUCCCCAGGCUAACCGAACGUAUGUUCGGACAGAAACCACUGAGGAUGAACGCAAAAUUCUUCUGGACAGUGUUCAGUUAAAAGACCUAUGGAAGAAAAUUUGCCAUCACAGUAGUGGAAUGGAGUUUCAGGAUCACCGCUACUGGCUGAGAACACACCCCAAUUGCAUUGUAGGAAAGGAGUUAGUCAACUGGUUAAUCCGAAAUGGACACAUUGCUACAAGGGCCCAGGCUAUAGCAAUUGGACAGGCAAUGGUGGAUGGACGUUGGCUGGAUUGCGUCAGUCACCACGACCAGCUCUUCAGGGAUGAGUAUGCGCUGUACAGGCCGUUGCAGAGUACAGAAUUUUCCGAGACCCCUUCUCCGGACAGUGACUCGGUGAACUCCGUGGAAGGACACUCUGAGCCAUCCUGGUUUAAAGACAUCAAGUUUGAUGACAGUGACACUGAGCAGAUAGCUGAAGAAGGUGACGAUAAUUUGACUAAUUCUGCCAGUCCUAGCAAGCGCACAUCAGUCAGCAGUUUCCAGUCCACAGUGGACAGUGACUCAGCCGCUUCCAUCAGCCUGAACGUGGAGCUGGACAACGUGAACUUCCAUAUCAAGAAGCCCUCCAAGUACCCACAUGUGCCCCCUCACCCUGCUGACCAAAAAGAGUAUUUGAUUUCUGACAAUGGAGGACAACAGCUAUCAAUAAGUGACGCCUUCAUCAAAGAAUCCUUAUUUAACCGUCGAGUUGAGGAAAAAUCCAAAGAACUGCCUUUCACACCUUUGGGCUGGCAUCAUAACAACCUGGAGCUGCUGAGGGAGGAGAAUGGAGAGAAACAAGCUAUGGAGAGGUUGCUUUCAGCUAAUCAUAACCACAUGAUGGCGCUGCUCCAACAAUUGCUCCAUAGUGAGUCAUUGUCAACGUCUUGGAGGGACAUCAUCGUAUCCCUGGUCUGCCAGGUUGUUCAGACAGUCCGACCUGACGUCAAGAACCGGGAUGAUGACAUGGAUAUCCGCCAGUUUGUCCACAUCAAAAAAAUCCCAGGUGGAAAGAAGUUUGAUUCUGUGGUUGUCAAUGGAUUUGUUUGCACCAAGAAUAUUGCACAUAAAAAGAUGAAUUCUUCUAUUAAAAACCCCAAAAUUCUUCUGUUGAAGUGUUCCAUUGAAUAUCUCUACAGAGAAGAAACCAAAUUUACUUGCAUUGAUCCUAUUGUGCUUCAGGAAAGGGAAUUCCUAAAGAAUUAUGUUCAGCGAAUAGUUGAUGUUCGACCCACACUGGUUCUGGUUGAGAAAACGGUAUCUCGAAUUGCACAGGAUAUGUUGCUGGAACACGGCAUUACUUUGGUCAUUAAUGUAAAAUCACAAGUUUUAGAACGAGUUAGCCGGAUGACCCAAGGCGAUUUGGUGAUGUCAAUGGACCAGCUGCUCACCAAACCCCACCUGGGCACCUGUCACAAGUUUUACAUGCAGAUGUUUCAGUUGCCUAAUGAACAAACCAAAACACUGAUGUUUUUUGAAGGCUGUCCACAGCACCUGGGCUGUACAAUCAAGCUUAGAGGAGGCUCUGAUUAUGAGCUGGCUCGAGUUAAGGAGAUCUUAAUAUUUAUGAUCUGUGUAGCUUAUCAUUCUCAACUAGAAAUCUCCUUCCUCAUGGAUGAAUUUGCUAUGCCUCCAACAUUAACGCAAAACCCUUCCUUCCAUUCUCUGAUUGAGGGACAGGAGGAUGAAGGGGCUGCACAGGAGCCAUUCAGCGGAAGUCCCCUCCCCCAGGAGCCUGACUUCCCUCCGGACUUUCUGCCUUCUGAUGAUGGCAGUUUGCUAGAAUCAAGGAUUCUAUUUGAGAAGGGUGACCAGGAAAAUAAGAGUGUGCCGCAGGAUGUUGCCUCUUUGAAGCCUCAAGAGCAUGCCCCAGCAGCUUGCCCGAUGGGUGCCCCCUGCGCUCUCUUUCCAUCAGUACCAGAGUCAUUGCUGCCACUCCAUGUGGAUGACCAAGAGGACACCAUAGGCAGUGAGCAGCCAGAGGCUUUGCAGCAAACAGAGGAGCUUCCUGAUCCCGCAAGCCAGAUGAGAGCCUUUAGAGACCCUCUGCAGGAUGACACCGGCCUGUAUGUUACCGAAGAAGUAACCUCUUCUGAAGAUAAACGGAAGACUGAUUCUUUGACCUUUAAGCAAGAGUUGAAAGAUGUGAUCCUCUGCAUCUCGCCAGUCAUCACAUUCCGGGAGCCCUUCCUUUUAACUGACAAGGGCAUGAGAUGCUCUACCCGAGAUUAUUUUGCGGAGCAGGUUUACUGGUCUCCUCUCCUCAAUAAGGAGUUCAAGGAAAUGGAGAGCAGGCGGAAGAAACAGAUGCUUAGGGAUCUCUCUGGCCUUCAGGGCAUGAAUGGAAGUGUUCAGGCCAAGUCCAUUCAAGUCCUGCCCUCACAUGAGCUUGUGAGCACCAGAAUUGCUGAGCACCUGGGGGACAGCCAGAGCUUGGGGAGAAUGCUAGCUGAUUAUCGGGCCAGAGGAGGAAGAAUCCAGCAAAAAAAUUCAGACCCUUUUGCUUACUCAAAGGAGACGUCAAGUACCUCAAGUGGUAAAUCAGGAAGCAGAACUGAAGGUGAUGAAGAAAAAGGGUUGAUUACAAGUGAUGCAGUGUGGUCGACAAAGGUGGACUGUCUGAACCCUGUCAACCACCAGAGGCUGUGUGUGCUCUUCAGCAGCUCUUCUGCCCAGUCCAGCAAUGCGCCCAGUGCCUGUGUCAGUCCUUGGAUUGUAACAAUGGAAUUUUAUGGAAAAAAUGAUCUUACAUUAGGAAUAUUUUUAGAGAGAUACUGUUUCCGGCCUUCCUAUCAGUGCCCUAGCAUGUUCUGUGAUACCCCCAUGGUGCACCACAUUCGACGCUUUGUCCAUGGCCAAGGCUGCGUGCAGAUAAUCCUAAAGGAGCUGGAUUCUCCAGUACCUGGAUAUCAGCAUACAAUUCUCACCUACUCCUGGUGCAGAAUCUGCAAGCAGGUAACACCAGUUGUCGCUCUUUCCAAUGAGUCUUGGUCCAUGUCAUUUGCAAAAUACCUGGAACUUAGGUUUUACGGGCACCAGUACACCCGCAGAGCCAAUGCUGAGCCAUGUGGUCACUCCAUCCACCAUGAUUAUCACCAGUAUUUCUCCUAUAACCAGAUGGUGGCAUCUUUCAGUUAUUCGCCUAUUCGGCUCCUUGAAGUGUGUGUUCCACUUCCCAAAAUAUUCAUUAAACGUCAAGUCCCAUUAAAAGUGUCCCUUCUUCAGGAUCUGAAGGACUUUUUUCAAAAAGUUUCACAGGUAUAUCUUGCUGUGGAUGAAAGACUCGCGUCUUUGAAAACUGAUACAUUUAGCAAAUCAAGAGAGGAAAAAAUGGAAGAUAUCUUUGCACAAAAGGAGAUGGAAGAAAGUGAGUUCAAGAGCUGGACUGAGAAGAUGCAGGCGCGGCUCCUGUCUUCCUCCAUGGAGACCCCCCAGCAACUGCAGUCAGUCUUCGAGUCACUCAUCGCCAAGAAACAAAGCCUCUGUGAGGUGCUGCAAGCUUGGAAUAACAGGCUGCAAGACCUUUUCCAGCAAGAAAAGGGUAGGAAGCGGCCUUCAGUUCCUCCAAGUCCUGGACGACUGAGACAAGGUGAAGAAAGCAAGAUAAGUGCAGUGGAUGCAUCUCCACGGAAUGCUUCUCCAGGACUUCCAAAUGGAGAAAAAGAGGACCGCUUCUUGGCCACCCUGUCCAGUCAGAGCUCCACCAGUUCCCCCCAUCUCCAGCUGCCUACUUCUCCUGAAGGCGUGCCUGAGCAGGCCAUGGGAGGGCCCCCCGAACUCGAUACUGCCAGCAGUUCUGAAGAUGUAUUUGAUGGACAUUUGCUGGGAUCUACAGACAGCCAGGUGAAGGAAAAAUCAACCAUGAAAGCCAUCUUCGCAAAUUUGCUUCCAGGAAAUAGCUAUAACCCUAUUCCAUUUCCUUUCGAUCCAGAUAAACACUAUUUAAUGUAUGAACAUGAACGAGUGCCCAUUGCAGUCUGUGAGAAGGAGCCCAGCUCCAUCAUUGCUUUUGCUCUCAGUUGUAAAGAAUACCGGAAUGCCUUAGAGGAAUUGUCCAAAGCCACUCAGCGGAACAGUGCUGAAGAAGGGCUUCCAACAAACAGUACUUUAGACUACAGACCAAAGAGUAGCAGCCCAAUUAGAUUACCUGAGAUCAGUGGAGGACAGACAAACCGUGCAGUGGAAGCAGAACCACAACCAACCAAAAAGGCUUCUGGAAUGUUGUCCUUCUUCCGAGGGACAGCAGGGAAAAGCCCUGACCUCUCUUCCCAGAAGAGAGAGACCUUACGUGGAGCAGAUAGUGCUUACUACCAAGUGGGGCAGACGGGCAAGGAGGGGACGGAGAAUCAAGGCAUUGAGCCUCAAGAUGAAGUAGAUGGAGGAGAUACACAGAAGAAACAACUUACAAAUCCUCAUGUGGAGCUUCAAUUUUCAGAUGCCAACGCCAAGUUUUACUGUCGGCUCUACUAUGCGGGAGAGUUUCAUAAGAUGCGAGAAGUGAUUCUGGGCAGCAGCGAAGAAGAUUUCAUUCGUUCCCUUUCUCACUCUUCUCCGUGGCAGGCCCGAGGAGGCAAAUCAGGAGCUGCCUUUUAUGCUACUGAAGAUGACAGAUUCAUUUUGAAGCAAAUGCCUCGUCUGGAAGUCCAGUCUUUCCUUGACUUCGCACCACACUACUUCAAUUACAUUACAAAUGCCGUUCAGCAAAAGAGGCCUACUGCAUUGGCCAAGAUUCUUGGCGUUUACAGAAUUGGUUAUAAGAAUUCUCAGAACAACACUGAGAAGAAACUAGAUCUCCUUGUCAUGGAAAAUCUUUUCUAUGGGAGAAAGAUGGCACAGGUUUUUGACUUGAAGGGUUCACUUAGGAAUCGAAAUGUAAAAACCGAUACCGGGAAAGAGAGCUGUGAUGUUGUUCUUCUGGAUGAAAAUCUCUUAAAGAUGGUUCGAGACAACCCUCUGUAUAUCCGUUCUCAUUCCAAAGCUGUGCUGAGAGCCUCGAUCCGGAGCGACUCCCACUUCCUUUCUAGCCACCUCAUUAUAGACUAUUCUUUGUUAGUUGGGCGAGACGAUACCAGCAAUGAGCUAGUAGUUGGAAUUAUAGAUUAUAUCCGAACAUUUACCUGGGACAAAAAGCUUGAGAUGGUUGUGAAAUCAACAGGAAUUUUAGGAGGACAAGGUAAAAUGCCGACUGUGGUCUCUCCAGAGUUGUACAGGACUAGAUUCUGUGAAGCCAUGGACAAAUAUUUCCUGAUGGUGCCAGACCACUGGACAGGCUUGGGUCUGAACUGCUGA